GGAGACCGGGGAGGCGGGGCUUACCACGUGACGUAAGCACGUUCACAUUCACAUACGUCGACGCUCAUUGGGAAAAAUGUCGGCAUCCGAGUCUGCGACAAAGGAGUCUCCAGAAGAAAAUGUCUCAGAGUCCAUAGCUGGGCCAAGUCAAGUCGAACAGGAUGAUGCUGACAUCACCAUAGAUGCCGUUGUCGGAAAAGCAGAGCCAGCGACACAGGUGCUGACUUCUCAGGAGCCUGCAAAGGAUGCUGAUGGAGAGGAUGGCGCGUCCUCCCCGCAUAACAAACCACCUCCAGGAUAUGCAGCUAAAUCCAUACCCGGGACCUCCUCCUUGUUGUCCUCUUCUCCUUCUACAUCUAUGACGCUCUCCCCAGGCCGAGCAAAGAUGAGUGUUUUUGGUCCUAUUAGUACGAAACCUGUCCUGCCAUCUCCGCCUCCAAGUUCCUCCUCUCCUUCUGCCUUAUCGGAAUCACCCAAAAUCCAUCGGGCACGUAAAACAAUGUCCCGGCUAUCACCAAUGCAGAUGAGCCAAACUGACACGCCUACCAGACCUGUGACUCCAUCCGGAUCUUCAGCCGACACUGAAACUGUUGGAAAAAAAAGAAAACUUGAGAAGUCUGAUAGUUUUUCUGACAAGACGCAAAAAAUGGAAUCGGACUGUGACUCACAAAGAGACGCACUGAUUCAGAACAAGUCUGAAGAGUUUCCAUGGAAACAGGUGGAUCAGGGGAAAGAUAGAAUCAAGUCUCCUGUGCUGGAGACAGUUGGAGGAAGGUCGACUGAGUACACAGAGGUGCCUUUAGGCGCGUUGAACAUCGCUGCUGCCGACAGCCUGACACUCUCCCCUCAUCAUGAGGGAAGCGAUGGAGGGGACACCGAGCGGCUGGAGGAGCUUCCCCUUUGUAGCUGCCGAAUGGAAGCGCCUCGUGUUGACAGCGCCAACCAUCGUGCCAGUAGACAGUGUAUGGCCACUGAGAGCAGCAAUGGAGAGCUGAGGGCUUGCACCAAUGUGACGACCAAAGGAGAAACCAUGCGUCCAUCUAGCCAGGUGCCCCUUAUGGUGCUUUGCGAAACCCAUCGCGCCCACAUGGUGAAACACCACUGCUGUCCCGGUUGUGGUUUCUUUUGCAUAGCAGGAACAUUCCUUGAAUGCUGCCCGGACCAGCGCAUCGCCCACCGUUUCCACCGUGGGUGUGUCACGGUACUUGGGGGCGGGCGGAGCAGAGAAAACGGCGGAAUGCUUUUCUGUCCCCACUGCGGCGAGGAUGCAAGCGAGGCUCAAGAGGUCACCAUGCCUCCCUUCAACGCGGCCACGGCAUCCGCAAGCAUGGUCGUCACCAUGUCGGCGUCCUCCACCACCACGCCGUCUUUGCCGCCCACUGUCCCUUCGGCGCCGUCUCUCGCAGCCUCCACGGGAGGAAUGAAAGAUGGGAAGAUGCCUGAAAGACCUGUCAGUGCACGUAUGCGCAGCCAUGGAAUGGCCAUAGUAACAGUCGAGCAACAGCAGCCACCCCAGCCCGUGCCCUCAACUGCAUCCGCCGCCGCCACCGUGCCCCCUCCCGAGGAGGGCGUGGACAGCGUGGGGCCGUCUGUGUGUAUGCCAAAUGGGAAACCGGUUUGCGCCAGCGCUCUUCCGCCAGGAGCCAGCAGGACGGCACUACAAAAGGCUAUUCUCACUCAGGAUACUGAAAGGAGAAAGAAAUUAAGGUUCCACCCACGUCAACUUUAUCCUGCUGUCAAACAAGGCGAAGUCCAGAGAGUUUUGCUCAUGCUAAUGGAGGGCAUUGAUCCCGCAUACCAGCCUGAAUCUCAGAAUCGACGCUCUGCUCUGCAUGCUGCGGCUCAAAGAGGCCUUUUGGAAGUCUGCUACAUCCUGCUGCAAGCGGGUGCUCAAAUUGAUGCUCAGGACAAGGACCUGAGAACACCACUACUAGAAGCCAUCAUCAACAAUCACAUAGAGCUGACUCGAUACCUCAUCCAAAAUGGGGCUUGCGUCUACCAUGUUGAGGAGGAUGGAUAUACUGGUCUCCACCAUGCAGCCAAACAGGGCAACCUUGAAAUUGUCAACGUACUGCUGGAGACAGGACAGGUGGAUGUAAAUGCACAGGAUAACGGUGGUUGGACGCCAAUCAUCUGGGCUGCAGAACACAAACACGUGGACGUGAUCAAAGUGCUCCUGAACCGAGGAGCUGACGUGACUAUUAAUGACAAGGAGCUGAAUGUAUGUCUCCAUUGGGCAGCUUACGCAGGAAAUGUGGAUAUCGCAGAGAUGGUUUUGAACGCUGGUUGUUCCCUUGCCUCAGUCAACGUGCACGGCGACACGCCACUCCACAUCGCCGCAAGAGAAGGAUACUUAGAUUGUGUCACCUUGUUUCUCUCGAGAGGUGCCGACAUCGACACUAUUAACAGGGAAGGGGACACGCCUCUCACCCUUGCACGUCCCGACACUCCGGUAUGGGUUGCGCUCCAGAUCAACAGGAAGAUACGAAGAGGAAUAACCAAUCGCGUGCUUAGGACCGAAAGAAUUAUAUGCAGCGACAUUGCGCAAGGCUACGAGAACGCACCCAUUCCAUGUGUAAAUGCAGUAGAUGACGAAGGCUGUCCGUCAGACUACAAAUACGUUUCAGAAAACUGUGAAACGUCAGCGAUGAACAUCGACCGUAACAUCACACAUUUACAGCACUGUGGCUGCACUGAUGAUUGUUCCUCCAGCAACUGCCUUUGUGGGCAGCUCAGCAUCCGCUGCUGGUAUGACAAGGAUCAGCGAUUGCUUCAAGAAUUUAACAAGAUUGAACCUCCUCUCAUUUUCGAAUGCAACAUGGCCUGUUCUUGUCACCGGACAUGCAAGAAUAGAGUGGUACAGGCUGGCAUCAAAGUUCGCCUUCAACUCUACAGGACAGAGAAGAUGGGCUGGGGUGUCAGAGCGUUGCAAGACAUUCCCCAGGGAAGCUUCAUUUGCGAAUAUGUGGGAGAGCUCAUCUCAGAUGCAGAAGCGGACGUUAGAGAGGAUGACUCCUACCUUUUUGACCUGGACAAUAAAGACGGGGAGGUGUACUGUAUUGAUGCCCGUUACUACGGAAACAUCAGCCGCUUCAUCAACCACCUUUGUGACCCCAACCUCAUCCCGGUGCGCGUUUUCAUGCUGCACCAGGACCUGCGAUUUCCUCGCAUCGCUUUCUUCAGCUCCAGAGACAUCCAUAGUGGCCAAGAGCUCGGGUUUGACUAUGGAGAUCGUUUUUGGGACAUUAAGAGUAAAUACUUUACCUGCCAGUGUGGCUCGGAGAAAUGCAAACACUCUGCGGAGGCCAUUGCUUUGGAGCAGAGCAGAUUGGCUCCACUGCAGACCAGUCCUGAGUUGGGAGCAGACUGUGGGUUGACUCUUCCCAGCAUUUAAUGACAAAAAUGGGAUUUUUAUUUCCUGUAUCAACGUUAUCACAGUGCUUUUUACUUUCUUCCAUUUUUGCCAGAUUUUCAAUGUCACUCAUCAUUUCCUCUGUGCCGAACAUGAAAUGCCAAUUUUGUUUACAUACUGUAUGCUUGUUGUUGAACAACAUAUAUUUGACAGGUUCUAGCAUUAAUGUGCCAUUGUUUAGCUUGUGUUCUACAUUUUCUUUGGUGCUGUUUUUGUACACUCUCAUGCAGAAAUCCAAUGACCACUCAUGUAUUGGAGGCAUGGUGUAUCCAUUUGUUUGGCCUUUUAUUAGUUGUAAUGUUUAUUAUAUGCAUUUAAAAUAAUAAAUUUGCAUAAAAUGUU
Messenger RNA from Syngnathus typhle (broad-nosed pipefish), 3754 nucleotides. RefSeq names its product histone-lysine N-methyltransferase EHMT2-like. Gene Ontology annotation, molecular function: p53 binding; zinc ion binding; protein-lysine N-methyltransferase activity. Gene Ontology annotation, cellular component: nucleus. Lineage: Eukaryota; Metazoa; Chordata; Actinopteri; Syngnathiformes; Syngnathidae. The coding region runs from base 77 to 3394 and encodes 1105 amino acids. The transcript has 26 exons. The record is from RefSeq and is a predicted model, not a curated record.